This is a messenger RNA of Spathaspora passalidarum NRRL Y-27907, 303 nucleotides long. RefSeq lists its product as uncharacterized. The record is from RefSeq and is a predicted model, not a curated record. NCBI's taxonomy places the organism in Eukaryota, Fungi, Ascomycota, Pichiomycetes, Serinales, Debaryomycetaceae. The transcript has a single exon. The coding region runs from base 1 to 303 and encodes 100 amino acids.
AUGCAUCCUCAGUUAGAUAAAAAUCGUUUCGAUACAUGCGAGAAACUAAUGGACGCUCUUGAAAAGUGUCACCAACAAGAAUACCUUAAGCAAAUCCUUGGAAUGUGCAACUAUGAAAAGGACCAAUUAGCCAACUGUUUGCAUUACACCCGAGUAGAAGACUCCAAGGACAGAAUUAGACAAGCUAGAGAAAAGCAAAAGCUCUUUGAAGAAAAAAGAAGAAAGGCUAGAGAAGAAGAGUACGGGAAAGACGGAUACUUGCAAAAGGUUAUUGAUGCUGAGUUACAAAAGAAGCAGAACUAG